Molecule: messenger RNA, 468 nt
Organism: Guillardia theta CCMP2712
Lineage: Eukaryota; Cryptophyceae; Pyrenomonadales; Geminigeraceae
Exons: 7
Coding region: 1-468 (155 amino acids)
Source: RefSeq, a predicted model, not a curated record
AUGCAGCAGAAUGAGGUCCUCACUCUUGAUCUCUGCUUGUUUGUUCUCGUGUCAUGGGGAAGGUAUAUGAUGGGGCAGAAUGCCAUUCUCAACGUCCUAUUCCGGUGCGCGGAUGUGCUUCUUGCUGCAUUCUUGUGGAGCAUGCUGGGAGCGCAUGUAGCGUUGAUGGGAAGCACAGACCCUGAGAAGAAGGAAGCUCUGCUUGCGACAGGGCUGAAAGGACCGUCGGUCUAUGCCGUCCCCACCUCUGCAGCCAUCAGCUUCGUCGUGUGCUUGCUUUGCUCUGCGCUGAACUUGGGGGCGCUCGAGAUCUUCAUCAUCGAGCUUUGCGUCAUCUUGGCCGUGUUCCGGUACCUCUGGCGGGGAGGAGCUGGGCCGAGUAAUCAACUCAUCUACGGGGAUCCGACGGAGGGAGUUCCCUGUGGCUUCUGCGGGCAGGUAGGAUGUAACGGGGCAUGCUGUGUGUGA